This is a messenger RNA of Amoebophrya sp. A25, 5884 nucleotides long. NCBI's taxonomy places the organism in Eukaryota, Dinophyceae, Syndiniales, Amoebophryaceae. The record is from the annotation of a GenBank genome assembly.
UUCUCACUUUGCCUCUGUUCACUUGAAUUUCCCAGCAAGAUGAGCCAGGAGAUAUGAAGUUUUUGCCUUUUUGUAUUUACAAAAUCUGGAGUUUAAUGUAACUCUACGAAGUCUUUUCGUAAUUGUACGUUGACUUGUGACGCUGACGUAUACUUUCAUGUUUUCUUUGAUCCGUAGGCUCAGCGGUCUCAUGUUUAGAAACCCAUAGUCUAAAGAAUAGAAAAUUCAGAUUUAGAAUCAUGUGUCGCUUCAGCUUCUACAUGUUCCGCUGUUGAGAGGCUGCCUCGACAUAGUUGAUGCCAUAAGCGGUGCUUUGGGUGAAGCCAUAAACGGUGAAGAGCAAGAGCUUCACCUUCAACCUAGAAUUGAAUACACAACCAGUCGAGCAGAGGAGCUUCUCACUCUUCAGCACAGAAAAAAUAUCGACUUUGAAGUUUGAAUAUUAUCCUACACAGCCAGAGGGAGUAUCAUCCAGUAGUUCUUGGUUUUAACCCGGAUGAGCAGCAGGAUGCCUGAUUUAGAUUUAUUUGGGCCUUCGCCAGCGGCGCCGGCGGUUACGAGCAAGGAGGCGAGCAACCCAUUAUUGUCCAACGGAGGGGGUCCCAACACUUCUGCAGCCAGUAUUAUUAAGGCUCACGACAAUAAUUCUGUCAUCAUAGUUAAUUAAUUAGUUGAGCAUGUUAAUGUAUUGAUUGAAAGGGCGGUGGCAUAUAGUCCUAACGCAAAAAAAAAACAUCUUACGAUGGUGUGCAUUGUACGUAGGGUUCCCCCCUUUAAAAGAAAAACGCCUUAAAGAUGCAGCGCCUCAAGAUGAUGAGUACUAUAGGUCGUAAGGUCUAUUAUAGCUUUAAGCUCUAAUAUUCGCACGAACCUGUUAGAGCCAAGUACAUCAACGGGAGCCUCAUCAUCGUGUGCGGCUGUGGACGACAGUGCGCCAAAGCUGUACGACAACUUGAAGCAGCUGAUUAAAGUAGUGGACGAUUUGAGGGAUGUGGGCUUGCAGCAAUACAUCGACUUGCCGCGGAUCGUCGCUAUCGGAAGUCAAAGUUCCGGAAAAAGCAGUGUUAUAGGUACUUAUGUCCCGUAUUAAGUGUUAAAUUCUGAUACUAGAAAGAGUUAACUUCCGAGAUAGAAGACUUAUCUUAACUCUGUUUGUGUUCCAAGAAACAAGAUUCUUACAUCCCCAAUAAAAACAACCAUCUUCCUCCAUUAGAAACACAACAUCAACUCCACUGACAAGUCACCAUUAUCAUCAUCAUCGUCAUCAUCAUCAUCAACAUCGUCAUCAGCAUCAUCAUCAUCAACAUCAACAUCAACAUCAACAUCAACAUCAACAUCAUCAUCAUCAUCAUCAUCAUCAUCAUCAUCAUCAUCAUCAUCGUCAUCACCUUCAGGAAGAAACUUGAGGCUUCCGCACCUUUAGGAGGAAGCUUUAGGCUUCAUCAUCACCUUUAGGCUUCCGCUCACCUUUACUAGGACGAAAUUUUGCUUCCGCACCAAAAAAAAACAGAAAGCAUUGCUGGUUACGAUUUCUUACCUCGCGGUGAUGGUCUGUGUACUCGGCGACCUCUGGAGUUGCGGAUGAAGCAUUUGAACCCCGCAGACUAUCCUGGAGAGGUCGCCUACGCUAUUUUCGAGAGGACGAAGAAGAAAUUUACGAACUUUGACCAAGUCCGGGAAGAAAUUGAAAGGGAAACGGAUAUGAUAGCUGGUAUGAAGAUUAUGUUUAUGAAUGAUUGUUUAGUAGACCUACACUUCACAUCUCAUGACUCCGACGCACGUAGCGUCCAGGCUUGAUUGAGGCCCUUGAAUUUGAAUUUGAAUUUGGAUAAGCAAUAAGAGAUACGUUGAAGUAAGUGGAUAAUGAUGAUGUGGCUGGUUUUUCGUAGCAGAAAUUGUUUCGUCUUGCCGAUGGCUGUGUACUAUAGUCAUUUGAGACGCGAUGUAUGUAUGAUAAGCAGGAAUUAAAGGAAUAAUAAGCUGGUUAUCCUAUCUCUUGGUGGCUCGUAAUUUCUUUUAUAAGCUGGCUAUCCUAUCUCUUCUUGGUAGAUUGCUACACGUGACAUCACCACACGUUCCUACAAUCCAUAGGUAAAAACAAAGCCAUCGUAGAUGACCCGAUUAAGUUGGAGAUCCAUGCUACAAACGCGCCGGAUUUGACACUUAUCGAUUUGCCUGGAAUCACGCUAGUGCCGAUGAAGGGCAGUGAUCAGAACGAGGACAUCGAGAAAAUUACGAAGGAUAUGACGAACAGGUACUGAAGUCCCUCAGACCCUUACUUCCGAGAGUAGGGUCUCUUAGACAUCACUAUACAUCGCCAUACACUUGCGUUCAUCCUCUUAGAAAACAGAUUUUGCAGCCUCCAAGAACUCAAGCAUGUUCUAGACAUUUUGUUCAUCCCAUACAGCAUGAUGAGUAUGUCCUUCACCACAUUUAUUUAAUUUAUAUCAAUCUCUCAACAGGUACAUUCAAAACCAGAAGACGAUCAUUCUUGCAGUCCUUCCUGCGAAUCAGGAUGUUGUGAAUGCGGAUAGUUUACAAAUGGCCAAAGCAGCAGAUCCGCAAGGUCUGAGGACUAUUGGUGUCAUCACCAAGAUAGACAUCAUGGAUCGCGGAACAGACGCAGUGAAGAUGCUUCAGGGUGCUGAUGUGCCGUUGAUGCUGGGUUAUGUAGGCGUCAAGCUGAGGAGUCAGCAAGACAUCAGGGAUAAAAAGAAGAUUAAGGUACUAAAAAUUGUAAUUUCUCGUUCUUUGCUCUCUUGUUGGUUGCAUCUGCUUGUGGUUCUCCUGUCUCAAAACAUGUUAGUUGAGGUUACGAAUUUCACUGGAAAUUCUUCAAACUUCACUCCUUCCGUUACACGCACAGGCAGCACUUUUGACAGAGAAGCAGUGGUUCGCGGAGCAUCCGAGAUACAGCAGGCUGCCACCAGGCAUGACAGGGAUCCCAACGUUGAUCGAAAAAUUGACGAAAAUUCUCUUCAAGCAUAUCCGUCACGUUUUGCCAGGUACUGGUUCAUAUUUGGAAGUGUUGCAUCGCAUACCAAGACUACCAUCGCGUUGAUUCAUGUGCUGCAACAGAGAAUUACAUGUUCUGCAACAGUGAAAGUAUUACUCGCUUAUAUCCAUUAUAAGGAAUCUACUUUCCCUUCUGAUGAUGUCGAACUAACGUAGUUUUUACCUCUAUAGGCUUAGCCCUUCAAAGAAUAUAUCACUACCCUACCCAUUUCUUAUCAAACCUUCCCAAUCCAGACAUCAAAAGCGAGAUCCAGUCGCGUAUGAGAACAGUGUCUGCGCGGUUGGAAGAGCUAGGAGAAGGCGUUCCUCUAGACGAAAAAGAGCAAGUGCAAUUAGUCUGGGGUCUCAUCAAUGACUACACGGAAUGUUUCAAGAGCACCAUUAGGGGAAGGUAGUGCUCUUUGAUCACUAGACUUGUUUUUAGGCUAUUUUUAUUUUUCGUGUUCAGUUAUAGAUAUUUGGAAUGCCUGACUUUUUUGAUUUUUUGUUUGCUAGUUAGGAGUGCUCCACCGAUGAUAUUAAGAAGAUUCUUGUCGAGGAAGAAGUCCUUCUUUCAACACUGUCCUGAUGCGUCCCUUCACAUUCAUCACUCCUUCGUCAAUCCGACAGGUACGACCGCAAGUUGCAUCGUUACAUCUCUGCUUUACUCGAAAUCAAUGGAGGAGCUCAGAUUAGAACGAUCUUCAACGAAUUUUUGAUCGACUUUCACAUGGAGUCGAUCACGGAUGCGCUAGACGAUCACGAGAUUGACAGGGCUAUUAGGAUGCAUGAAGGGGACUCUCUACCUGGAUUCGGCAACAUGGAAUCCUUCGAAUACCUGCUAAGACCGCAUUUGCAGAAGGUAUUGAAGCUUAGAUUGAAUAGGACAUCUCUUUUUCACUUUCCGUAACAGUAGGGAUGUGGGCGCUCUCACAUACUAGUUCGUACAUUCAAGAUCAAGUCUUCCUAUCACCUCUGCACCUCUUUCCUACCGCCUCUCUUUCCUACCGCCUCUCUUUCCUACCGCCUCUUUUUCCUACCGCCUCUCUUUCCCAGCGCCUCUCUUUCCUACCACUUUGCCUACAUUUCAACGGCAGGUCAAGCUCCCCGCUUCCGAAUGUGUUAGCGACGUCUCUGCCGCACUAGACAAUAUCUGUCAGAAAAUCGCAAAAAGCGUUUUCCGGCGGUUCCCGAAGCUUGCUGAUUUGGUCUUGCAGAAGAGUCAAGAUAUUUGCUAUAACGAGAAGCAAAAGGCCAUGGACGUCGUGGAGCAUCUUGUGAGUGCGGAAAUCGUCUAUCGGUUUACUAAUGUUAUGGAAACGGCUCAUUUCUACGUGGGUAAGAGUAUCGACAUGGUUCUAGUAAAGGUAUUUCCUAGAAAAAGUCAAGUGCUGGCUCAUUUACAAUUUGUAACCGACUAAGAUUCUUGAUUUUGGAGGAAGGAAUGAAGCGUAUUAUACGCGGUGUGUGGUAUUACAAAUCUGAUUCUCUUCUCCUUCUAAUCCCCAUGACGAAUACCUUGUCGAGUUUGCGCAAAUGGGCACGAUGUACCAGAAAGGGGGUCAAACCGUAGACACGCAGAAUGCCACUCUUUCUGCAGCUGACGCACAGGCUAACCAGGACGAAAUGGAGGAGCGCUUAGCACGUGCAGGCGCUUUUGCUGCUCAGAAGGCUAGCGACUUGCGUGAUGGGGUCUCUAAAUUUUUCCAAGACCCCAACGAGAAGAGGAUGUUCCGAAAUGUGGGCAAUAACAAUGGGAUGCUGUACAACAAGACGCACAUUGACCACUUGCGAAGACAAUUAGACUGCUUCUUUUCCUUGAGCAUCCGAAAUUGGCGUGAUAGCAUUCCGAAGGCAAUUGGCUAUUUUCUAGUACGGGCGUUGGAAGACAAGAUGCAAUUCGAAUUAUUCGUAGGGUUGACGCAGCAGAACCAGAAAAACCUCACAGAAAUGCUAGGCGAGCCUCCACACAUCACAGAUGAGCGGAGAUCUCUUGCUGCACAGGAGAAAACCCUGAAGAAAGCAGCUGACAUCCUGCAAAAAGACCCACAGAUUGCAUCUUUGGCAUUGGAAGGCGGCUUGGCUAGUGGAAGUGGAGGUGGACCUACUACUUCAUCUAGUGGAGGAGGGGUAGGCGGCCAACAACUACCUGGAGGAGGGGCCGGCAGAGGUGGUGGCCCAGGAGGUAAUAUGAUGCCAGGAGGAGGAAUGCCGGGUAGCGGUAUGGGUGGUAUGCCAGGAGGGCCACCAAGCGGACCGAAUUUCAACCCACAUGCGCGACCAGGACCACCUGGAGGAGGUGCCAUCCCUCAGCCGCAACAGCCAGCUCGUGCUGGAGGUCGCUCGUUGUUUGAUGAGGGUCUGCCACAAGGAGGCGGAGGAGCAAGGGGUGGUCGGUCGCUGUUCGGCUAGAGGAUAAUUUGUUUGGUGAAAGGGUUGGACUAGAAGUCACUAGUAUUAUUAACGUCUUUCAAUCAUCUUCAGUCUCUAGGUCAUCCUCGGAUGCUAGGAGAUGAAUUUACAAAACUUUCUACUCAUGUACAAGUGAUUCGAUUUUUAAUGUUCUAAAGCGCAAAAGCCUAAGGGGGCUUUCAGGAAAGUAGAUCUGGAUCGCUAAAACCUUUUUCUUUUUGACAAUUCCAAAAACAAUAUCAAAUAUCUCAAAUCAUUAUCAGUAAAAAAGAUCCAACUAUUAACUAUGAUCAAUGUACAUGACUCACCUUGUUCGUCACCAAGACCAAAAUUUCUCCCAAGGAAAGGACCUCACAUAUGAUUUUUUGUUGUCGCUGUACCCCUGUGGAAAAGGGCAUACCGACACCCACCAAUGAACCUUUUUUGACUUCACAAAUCUUUACCCGCCUAAAGGAAUCCUGUACAUUUGAUUUUCAAC